This is a messenger RNA of Diaporthe citri, 435 nucleotides long. RefSeq lists its product as uncharacterized. The coding region runs from base 1 to 435 and encodes 144 amino acids. Lineage: Eukaryota; Fungi; Ascomycota; Sordariomycetes; Diaporthales; Diaporthaceae. Gene Ontology annotation, molecular function: oxidoreductase activity, acting on paired donors, with incorporation or reduction of molecular oxygen; monooxygenase activity; iron ion binding. The record is from RefSeq and is a predicted model, not a curated record. The transcript is spliced from 3 exons.
AUGCAGCGAAAGGCUAGAGCGGACGUCAAACUGUCUAAUGGUACUGUGAUUCCUAAGGGCGGUUUCCUCGCGGUGUCAACGCACCGCCACUGGGACGAUUCUGUAUACCCGAACGCCAACGAAUGGGACGGCUACCGCUUCUACAGCAUGCGGCGUAGCGGUGAGCCCGGCAAGGAGAACACCUCACAACUGGUGUCGACGACACCGGACCACCUGGGCUUCGGACACGGCGUCCACGCUUGCCCGGGCCGGUUCUUCGCGGCCAACGAGGUCAAGAUCGCCCUGAUCUUCACGCUGCUCAACUACGACUGGAAGCUGCCCGAGGGCGUCAAGCCCAAGAUCGAUGAGUUCGGCGUCGGCCUGACCACCGACGCCACGGUGCAGGUGCUGGUCAGGAGGCGCGAGGACGACUUUGACCUGUCGGCAAUCGAGUAA